Danaus chrysippus (African queen) is the source of this 396-nucleotide messenger RNA. The record is from the annotation of a GenBank genome assembly. NCBI's taxonomy places the organism in Eukaryota, Metazoa, Arthropoda, Insecta, Lepidoptera, Nymphalidae.
UUGUUUUGGUCUGGUGGAGAUGUGACUUAUGACGCGGGCGUUGGCUGCUACGCGCAGCGUGGACGAACGAGACCUAUCGGCGCUGAGAACUACCAUUUUCCACAUUCCAUGCCAGGAUUGCUCUCAAUGCGAAUGACAAAUGACGAUGAGAUGUGCGGUAUAUUCAACAUAACUUUCAAAGCCUUGCCCCAGUUUGACUUACGAAAUGUGGUCUUUGGUAGAGUAAUACGCCCAUGUCCAACUUUCGACGUGAUCCAAACGCUCCCAGCUAAUCCCUACCCAGCUAUCGAAAUAGACUCAGCACGUACCAAGCUCAAAUCAGGCUGGGUUUACGGAACCCGAAACACCAGAAUACUACCAACCAAGCCCACACAUUACCCACGACCACACCAAUAA